ACUUUCGAACACAACGAUGACUACGACAAAAAUAACCAGGUUGACAUUGCUACUACUGUUCGCCUCAUCAGUGGCAGCCCAAAAAGCAAAAGGAUAUGGUGUUUCUCAGGGUAUCAACUGUUAUGGAAAAGAAUAUGUAUGCGUUGGUCCUUUAAACUACAAGCAUUGUGAAUGGGAUGCUCAAGGUAAUGCCUAUGCUUCGGGUAUCGUGAUACAAUGUCCCCCUAACCACCGCUGCGUUAACGAUGGAGUAGAAAUUUGUAUACCACUUAAAUUAUCUACAACAGCACCUCAAGCACAGCGCCUAAUCACCUCAGAGCAAAUACCCUUCAACUCAAUAUCAACUGAAGAUCCCCUAAAAAUUAAACCACUAAAAUGGGAAUCCACGUAUACAAUACCGGAUACCACAACAGAUAUAGUAGUAAAUAAAGAGCCAUCAAUUAUUCCUGUUGACACAACUCCUGCCGCAGAUGGUUCAAUAUGGACCACGUUUUUAACAGAGAAUCCGAACUUCUAUGAUACACUGGAACCUAAAUCAGCUGUUCCCAGUUUUCACUUUCCUACUAGUCCACCCCAUGAGACAACAACGGAUGCUGCUAUAGAAACUACGUCUCUUCAAUACGAAACAACUACUACUUCGGACACUUACGUGACAUUAACUCCAGUUAUAUCGGAUGAUUCCAGUAUACCAGUGGACUUCAAUAAUCGCUUUGAGAUCGGAUCAAUAAUAGAUGAAACGCAUAGAAACACUACUAUUACAAACUAUUCCACUGAUCCCAAUUUCUCAGAUAAUUCUUAUUUGCUAGCAGACUCAAAUAAUUCAGAGAAUCUUCAUUCGGUAAUGUCUACGAAUAAAUUUUCUGAUUCAAUAACAGAGAUUUAUUAUGAAACUACAGUAACUGGAAAUGAGGAGCACUAUGUGACAUUUGAAACUAAAGCGCCAAUAGAGGCAAAUCCUACAAUAUCUCCAGACAGUUCAGCGGUUACAACACAGAUAAAUGCACUUGAAUCCGACACACCAGUUGACCUGAGCGAGUCAAAUCUGAAAAAUAAAAAUCCAGUCGAUCCCAGGACUUUAUCUGAUCCUAGCGCACUGUCAAUUCUAAGCUUACCAGUCGAACAAAGCUCACCAGUGAUCCUUAACACCUCUAUCAAUAUAAGCGCAUCAAGUAAUCCUAAUACGGUAACCAUUCCGGUUGUUCAAAACAAUUUAAAUGUUUCACCAGAUCCUACUAUAGCAGCAAGACCGAGCUUAUCAGAUGAGCAUAACUUGCCAGUAGGCUCCAACAUACUAGUCGAAUUAAGUUCAACAGAUCUUAAUGCAGCAAAUAUUUCAGUAGACAAAACCAAUUCAAUCGUUCCAAGUACUACAUCUGAUAAUAACACCCCAGCAAUUUCAAUUUUGCCAGUGAACUCUAACAUCCCAAUAAGUGCGUCAACUGAUCCUACUACAACAAUUCCUGUAGAAGAGUCUAAUACCAUCGUUCCAAGUGCUUUAUCCGAUCCCAGCGCACCAGCAAGUCCAAGCUUACCAGUUGAACAUAACUCACAUGUGGAGCCUAAUAACUCGACGAAAUUAAACUCGUUUACUGAUCCUAAUACGGGAACGAUUCUGGGGGAUAAUACCAGUUUAAAGCUACCAAGUGCUUCAUCUGAACCUAGCACACCAUCAAGUUCAACUGAUCUGACUACAACAACCAUUUCUGUGGAAGAAUCCAAUACCAUCGUUCCAACUGCUUCAUCUGAACCUCGCACACCAGCAAGUUCAAAUUUACCAGUGAACACUAACAUCCUAAUCCAAUUAAGUGGGUCAAAGGAUCUUAAUACAGCAAAUAUUCCGGUGGAUAAAACCAACUCAAUCGUUCCAAGUGCUUCAUCUUCUCCAUCGGAUAAUAACACACCAGUAAGUUCAAGUUUAUCAGUGAACACUAACAUCCCAAUCCAAUUAAGUGGGUCAAAGGGUCUUAAUACAGCAAAUAUUCCGGUGGAUAAAACCAACUCAAUCGUUCCAAGUGCUCCAUCUUCUCCAUCUGAUAAUAACACACCAGCAAGUUUAAGUUUAUCAGUGAACUCUAAUAUCCCAAUCCAAUUAGGUGGGUCAACAGAUCCUAAUAUUCCAGUGGAUAAAUCUAAUUCAAUCGUUCCAAGUGCUCCAUCUUCUCCAUCUGAUAAUAACACACCAGCAAGUUCAAGUUUAUCAGUGAACUCUAAUAUCCCAAUCCAAUUAGGUGGGUCAACAGAUCCUAAUAUUCCAGUGGAUAAAUCUAAUUCAAUCGUUCCAAGUGCUCCAUCUUCUCCAUCUGAUAAUAACACACCAGCAAGUUCAAGUUUAUCAGUGAACACUAACAUCCCAAUCCAAUUAAGUGAGUCAAAGGAUCUUAAUACAGCAAAUAUUCCGGUGGAUAAAACCAACUCAAUCGUUCCAAGUGCUUCAUCUGCUCCAUCUUAUAAUAACACACCAGGAAGUUCUAGUUUACCAGUGAACUCUAACAUCCCAAUCCAAUUAAGUGGGUCAAAGGAUCUUAAUACAGCAAAUAUUCCGGUGGAUAAAACCAACUCAAUCGUUACAAGUGCUUCAUCUUCUCCAUCUGAUAAUAACACACCAGGAGGUUCUAGUUUACCAGUGAACUCUAACAUCCCAAUCCAAUUAAGUGGGUCAAAGGAUCUUAAUACAGCAAAUAUUCCGGUGGAUAAAACCAACUCAAUCGUUCCAAGUGCUUCAUCUGCUCCAUCUGAUAAUAACACACCAGCAAGUUCAAGUUUACCAGUGAACUCUAACAUCCCAAUCCAAUUAAGUGGAUCAACAGAUCCUAAUAUUCCAGUGGAUAAAACCAAUUCAAUCCUUUCUAGUGCUUCAUCUGAUCCUAGCAUAGCACCAAAUCCAAGCUUACCAGUUAAGCAUAACUCAUCCUUAGAUGAUGCAAAUCAAAUUAGCUCAAGUGUUUCAAUUGAUACGAAUGAAAUAUUAAGACCGAGCCCGUCAGUUGAUCUUAGUUCGCCGGAAUCCUUAAAUAACCCAAUCGGUUCAGGUGCUUCAGCUGACUCUAGCAUAUCAGUAAAUCCAACCAAACCGGUUGAUGUUAAAAUACCAAUUGUUGUGACAGUUAACUCAAACUUACCUGCAAAUCCUGAAAUACCAAUCAGUCAUAUUACUUCAACAAAUAUUAAUCAUGUGAGACCAAGCUCAUCAGUUAGACCAAACACCUUAAUUGUAUCCAAAGGAAACCAAUCAAAGGGCAUUAAUAUUCCAACCAACUUUAGUCCUUCUUCGGAACCAAACACACCUUUUGACCACACAUCACCAAUUCAUUCGAGUGUUUUACGCACUAGCUUUACAAAAUUGUAUCUACACUCUCGUAAUAAGGGAAGCAACGCUAAUGGAGGACCUGAUACUGGUUUGUUACUUUUACCAAAGCAAACUAUUGCAUCUAGCAAUUCAGCAUUGUCCAAAAAGCCUAUCCAUCAGGAAACUAUAGAAACAAAGUCGAGUGAGGUGAACUCUUCUAAAUCUGGUAUUAAAGAUGAGGACUCUAUUGAAGAAGAAUCAAAGAGCAACAGUAAAAAGUCGAAAAGGCAAAAGGUUUCCAGAGAUAAUAAGCACAAUCAAGAAACAGAAGAAAGAGAAUCAAGUGAAAUUGAUUUUGCCGAAAAAAAUCAAAACAAGGAUUCCUCCGUGGAAAACAAAUCUGGAGCAAAUAGUAAAGAAUCAGAGGGUAGUAAAGACGAAGAGAAAAAAGUUAAAGUUGAACGCAAGCCUGAUGACGAGGACGACGAAAGUUCAUCAAGUGAGCAAAAGGAAUUAAUUAAGAAAAUAGUAAAGAAACUGAAAGAUAGGAAAUGUGACGAAGAUGAUAUAUACCCAGACCCUAAAGAUUGCAAAAAAUACUACCGAUGUGUGAAAAAGGAACACAAGACCAGGAUAACUCAUUUACGCUGCGAAAGUGGUGAUCGUUUUGACUCAGACAAACUUAAAUGUAUAGACAAGCGGAAGGCCAAGUGUUUAUCCAAAGAAGAUUUUAUAGAAGAGUUCGCUUGAAUCCCGUAAUAGAAGCCGUCGUCAAUGUUGUUAAUUUUUUUCAAGAUAGUCAACUUUUGAAAGAUAGUCCGAAAUUCAUUAAUUACUAUCAAUUAGAUCACUUAUGUAUACCUAAUGUACUUUCGAAAACUUAAACCUGUUACUUUGUCCAAAUCACGGUCAAUUAAAAAUAUUAAACCAAAAUUA
Molecule: messenger RNA, 4222 nt
Organism: Bactrocera oleae (olive fruit fly)
Lineage: Eukaryota; Metazoa; Arthropoda; Insecta; Diptera; Tephritidae
Source: RefSeq, a predicted model, not a curated record